AUGUUUAGUGGUCUAUUUAUUUUGGGUUUAAUCCCUGCAGCACACUGCUGGUCUCCAACAGACUCCUAUGCUCCCGGAAUAGUAGAUUGUCCGUCAUAUUUAAGCAAUAAGUCUUACAACACUGACGACCAUAUUGGGUUUGUGCGUGCGGCCUCAGGUCUCUCCCAGUCUGAAAGCCAAUGGAUUUCCAGUAGAGAUGAGUUGACCAAUAAAAACCUACGUGAGUUCUUGGAUCUUGCAGACAUGGAAGAUUUCAAUUCUGACGACUUCAUGGAUGAUCUCAGUACGGCUGCUCAAUCAAACAGUACUGUGCGUGCUACGCCUCGUAUUGCAUUGUCCUUUAGUGGUGGUGGUUACAGAGCAAUGCUCUGUGCUGCUGGUCAGAUUUCUGGCUUGGAUUCGAGAACCAAUGGUUCUAGCGAAUAUGGGGUUCCCAUCCUCUCUUCUGCUUCAUACAUCGCCGGCCUAUCUGGUGGCUCAUGGUUUGUGUCUACACUUGCAUACAACAAUUGGACUUCUGUUCAGGAUAUAAUUGACCAGAUAGAUGACAGUGAUGCAAUCUGGAACCUAAAGCAUAAUAUUAUUAAUCCCGGUGGCAUCAACAUCUUGAAGACGGGAAGCUACUGGAAGACUAUUGGUGAUGAUCUCGACGCGAAAAAGGAUGCCGGUUUCAAUAUUAGUCUAACUGAUCCUUGGGGAAGAGGAUUGUCGUAUCAGUUUUUUACCGGCUUGGAAGAUCGUGGUGCUGCCAUGACUUUCUCAUCACUUCGAAACUUCCCUGUUUUCAAAAAUCAUUCUAUGCCAUUCCCGUUGGUAAUAGCCGACGGUAGGAGACCUGAUUCUUAUGUCAUCGAUAUGAAUUCAACCGUUUUUGAAUUCAAUCCGUUUGAAAUGGGUUCUUGGGAUCCUUCCCUCUACUCCUUUGCUGAUUUAUACUACGUAGGAACAGAUAUCAAAAAAGGAAAACCCGUCAAUGAUACGUGCUAUGCUGGUCUUGACAAUACUGGUUUUGUUUUUGGAACCUCCUCUACCUUGUUCAAUCAAUUUAUUCUUCAAUUGAAUACCACAGGCAUAUCGGGUGCUGUUUAUUCCCUUAUCAAUGACUUUUUGGAAAAUAUUAGCGAUGAACAAGAUGACAUUGCCGAGUGGAGGCCUAAUCCCUUCCUAAAAUCUCCUUGGGGAAGUAGUGACAGUUUAAAAAAUAAUGGCUCUUUAUAUUUGGUGGAUGGUGGUGAAGAUCUUCAAAACAUUCCACUUUAUCCCCUUAUUCAACCGGAAAGAAAUAUUGACGUUGUGUUCGCUUAUGACAAUUCCUAUGACACUGAUCAACUCUGGCCAAACGGUACUUCUAUGAUACAGACUUAUCAGCGUCAAUUUGGUGAUCAAGGUAACGGAACCGCCUUUCCUUACGUUCCAGAUUCGGAAACUUUCUUAAAAUUGAAUCUUACUGCCAGACCGACUUUCUUCGGAUGCUACGUCGAUAACCUCACAUCUUUGAUGGAUGACAUCGGUGCCAGUUCUGUUCCUCCGUUAAUUGUUUACACGGCAAAUCGUCCAUUUUCCUUCAAUUCAAACACUUCAACCUAUAAGAUGUCGUAUGAAACUGAUGAAGUUCUUUCGAUGAUACAGAAUGGGUUUGAAGUUUCCACUAGGAAAAACUUGACUGUGGAUGAUGAAUGGAGAGCUUGUGUUGGUUGUGCUAUCUUGCAAAGGUCUAGAGAGGUUAUGGGUACUGCAUUGGGUGACCAGUGUAAAAGGUGUUUUGAUAGAUACUGCUGGGAUGGCUCCAUUGCUGGCAGUAAUGUCACUACUCCUAAUGCAUUCACUGAUGAUGGUAUGUAUUACGCCAGUAACUCCACCAAUGGCAGUAGCAGCAAUUCUGUCUCUUCUUCUGGAUUUGCAACUGCAGAGGGCAACCAUCGCUCCUCCUCUUCUAGGGGUGCUGCUGCCAUAAAUGCCCUACCAUCUGCUGAUUUGCUUGGCACCCAAGAUUUACCCAACCGACGCAAACUGGAUAAGCAGUCUCCAUAUGUGGUGGCCCGUAUACAAGAUCAAAUUCAAAGAACCAGAGUGGUUCCGAGAGGUGGACAGACUCCACAUUUCGACCAAGAGCUAUGGUUCUCUUUGGAUAACGUUGAAUCCUCUACGAUAAAUCUUAUGAUUUACCACCAACAAAAGAAAGAUUCCGAACUUGUCUGCCAAGCAGAUAUUGAUUUUUCUACAGCCCUGAGGCGUCCCGUGAACGAGGGUUAUGAUGCCUGGUUUAAUCUCUAUUACAAGGGCAAACCUGCGGGAAGAAUAUAUCUUGAAAUGACGUAUUAUAAUUCAACUGACUCGGUUCCCAUUGGAGUAGGUAGUGGUAAAACUGCUGUUGUUCCGAAUAAUGACAUAGGAAAGGCAUUUUACACAAGUACUGCAUCCAGAUCUUCCGCAGGAUCAGACUUUCCUCCUGGUAGUACAGCUAAAAAUCUUCCUCUUAUGACAUCUUAUAAACAGCAGCUUCCAACUUUGCCUGAUUUAGAAUCAAUCGAGGAUGAGGACAGCCCAAGUGAUGUGAGUGAACCAACUUCUUUUGACUCAAGGAAGAAAGCAAGCGUUAGGUCUAUUGGUGAUAGCGCUGUUAAUAAGGGCUGGUUUUCCAAAAUUGUGGAUAAUGCUUACAGCAUCAACAAGACUAUACCAUCAUUAUUUGGCGUAGCACAAUCCACAGUCUCACAAGAAAAUUCAAAGAAGUUGGAUGAUAUCAAAUUGAAUCAUGGCCAUGGCAAUAAGUUCCAGAGACAACUUUCCAGCCCCAAGUUAGUCAAAGAUAUACCUAGAAAGUUAUUUGUGGACUCAAGUGAUGAAGAAGAAGGUGAUGAAAGCGAAAUAAAUGAAGAGAGAGGAAGGGUGGAAAAAAGAGAAAGAAUGGAGCAAAGACGUUUUACUGGUCAAAAAGGUUCGGAGUUGUUUGCAACAGGACAAAGAGUAGAGUUUAUAGGUUCUGCGAAGGGGAAGCCGAAACAUAGACCUACAGCACCAGUAGGAUAUUUUGAUGAUAGCGACGAUAGUGACGAAGAAGAACAGAAGUUCUCAAGCCUCAGACAAAGUUUCAAAAGCAAACCACUUCCAAAGAUUCAGAUCCACAAAAAGGAAGCACAACAUCACCUUUCAGAUAUGCCACCACCUCCACCAAGGCAUCUGAUUCCUACAGAUCUAGAUUCUGUGCUUUCAUCAUCUUCAAAUAUACGUAAGAAAUUUGUAUCGAGAGAUGAUAAGCCACGUCAAGUGUCCGAAAGCUGUAAGCAAGAUACUCUUUCUUACUCUCAAAUUCGGAGAAUGAAGCUUCUAGGACUAGUGGGAAAUUAG
Brettanomyces nanus is the source of this 3348-nucleotide messenger RNA. RefSeq lists its product as uncharacterized. NCBI's taxonomy places the organism in Eukaryota, Fungi, Ascomycota, Pichiomycetes, Pichiales, Pichiaceae. Gene Ontology annotation, molecular function: A2-type glycerophospholipase activity. Gene Ontology annotation, biological process: glycerophospholipid catabolic process. The coding region runs from base 1 to 3348 and encodes 1115 amino acids. Gene Ontology annotation, cellular component: plasma membrane; cytosol; extracellular region. The record is from RefSeq and is a predicted model, not a curated record. The transcript has 2 exons.